AUUAGAGGGAGUAUUUCAAAUUGCUUCCAUUUUUUUCCUUCCGCGAAUAAAAUUGCUACCAAAUUUAUUGAUGGGUCAAUUGGCUAUGAAUUCUUUUUGGGUAUAUGUUAGCUAUGGAUUAACUACAAUAUCUUUUACUAAUUUAUUUUACUUUUUUAUCCUCCUUCUCCGAUCAAGAAGCUUUCGAGUCUCCGUUCGGUCUCGUCUUUCUCCGUCUCCGAUAUCUCUUCCAUAAUCUUUCCGUCCUCCAUCGAUCUUGGAAGCGCAGCACAAUAAGCUAUACUGAAGUUUCUAUCAUCCGACAGAAGAUAAGUCCAAGUCGCUUCUAGAUAUCAUAACAUGGCAAUCCGUGGUAAAAGAACUAAACGUGCUCAAGGGAGAGGCCGCAGUGAUCCACCACAACCUUCCAAUUCCUUAGGUGUCAAGAAUGACAAGAACAGAAUUCAAAAGAAAGAACCGGUAAAAGGGUUUGUUGCAUUGAGUAAUAAGCAGAAAUCCGCUCCUUUUAAUUCUGAACAGAAUGAUGAAGACAACGGUUACAAUGAUGGUGAAGACGGAGAGAUGCAACUCAUUAUGGAGGAAAUUUAUCAACAACAAUUACUCAAGCAGCAGGCAGCUGAUGCAAAUAAUGCGAAAAAAUGUAUUGAAGCUACUUUUGGACUUUCCAACAAUGUGAGGCCAUCAAGUGGAGGAUCACAUGUAGAAACUGAUAGGCAAAAAGUUAUAUCUGUAGAGAGCAUCUCUAACUCAGGUAAACGAAUUACUCGUGGUCGAGGGAGAGGUCGUAGUGAUCUACUAGAUCCUUCUCAAUAUUGCAUUGAUCCACCACCACAACCGGUACAUACUUCGGUUUCCCCAGGUGUCAAGAAUGGCAAGAAUAUAACUCAAAAGAAAGGCCGGGGUAAGGGGGUCAAUACAUUAAAUAAUAAGCUGAAAUCUACUGCUUUUAAUCCUGAAAAGAAUGAUGAACACUGUGACAAUAAUGAUGGUGAAGAUGAAGAAUUGCAACACAUUAUAGAGAAAAUUUGCCAAUCACAAUCACACAAGCAGCAAGUAACUGAUGCAAAUAAUGUGGAAAAUUAUAUUGGAUCCAGUUUUGGACUUUCCAACAAUGCGAGGUCACCAAGCGCGGGAUAUAAUGUAGAAACUGAUACAAGAACAGUUAAAUCUGUAGAGGGCAUCUCUAACCCAGGUAGAGGAGUUAGACGUGGUCCAGGGAAAGAUUAUAGGGAUCCUCAAAGGCCUUCUCAAUCGUGCAUUGACUCACCACCCCAACCAGCACAUACUUCGGUUAUUCCAGGUGUCAAAAAGGACAUGAAUAGAAUUCAAAAGAAAGGGCGGGGUAAGAAGGUUAAUACAAUAAGUAAAAAGCAAAAAUCUAUUGCUUUUAAUUCUGAACAAAAUGAUGAACAUGACGACAAUAAUGAUGGGGAAGAUGAAGAUUUGGAACCCGCCCCAGAGAAAAGUAUUCAACCACGAGUACACAAGCAGCAAGCAACUAAUGCGAAUGAUGUGGCAUUCAGAGGUAGAGGAAUUAGCCGUUGUCAGGGGAGGGGUUGUAGUGAUCUGCCUGGGCCUUCUCAAUCGUGCAUUAAUCCUCUACCAGCAGCAGCAGCACAUAAUUCAGUUUUCCCAGGCUUCCAGAAUGUCUAUAACAGAGUUCAAAGGAAAGGACUGGUUAAGGGUGUUGAUGCAUUAAACAAUAGGCAGAAAGCUUCUGCUCUUAGUUCUCAACAUAAUGAUGAAUACUAUGAUGAUAGUGAUGGUGAAGAUGUCGAGAUGCAACUCAUCAUGGAGAAAAUUUAUCAACGACAAUUACUCAAGCACCAAGCAGCUAUUGCAAAUAAUGUGAAAAACUCUAUUGGAGCCAGUUUUGGACUUUCCAACGAUGUGAGACCUUCAAGUGGAAGAUCCCAUAUAGAAGCUGAUAGGAGAAAGGUCGUGUCUGUAGAGGGCAUCUCUAACCCAGGUAGAAGAACUAAACGUGGUCGAGGGAUAGGUAGCAGCGAUCCACCGGGGCCUUCUCAAUCGUACAUUGAUCCAUCACCACCACCAGCAACACAUAAUUUGGUUUCCCUAGGUAUGAGGAAUGACAUGAACAAAAUGCAAAAGAAAGGACUGGUUAAGGUGCUUGAUGCAUUAAACAAUAAGCAGAAAUUUACUGCUGUUAGUUCCGAAGAGAAUGAUGAAUAUUCUGACUAUGAUGAUGGUGAAGAUGAAGAGAUGCAGCUCAUGGGGGAGAAAUUUAUUGAACAACCACUCAGACAACAAGUAGCUGACACAAAUAAUGUGAAACAAUAUAAUGGAGGCAAUUCCGGAGUCUCCAACCAUGGGAGCAUCGGCAGUGCUUCUUCAGAUUCUGUCCCACACUCUACUGAUCCACCAGCUAAAGACCCAACUUCAGUCUCGUUGAGAAGAUCUCGUGUAGAAAUUGAUAGAAGAAAAGUUAUAUCUAUCGAGGACAACCCAAACCCGAGGAGGUUUGUUCCCCAAAGUGUUACCCGUGAUAUUAUAUCUACCGUGAUCGCACGGAUGCCUAUUCCAGCUGCAAAGUGGAGAGAAUAUCCAAUUGAAAUGAAGGAUGAGUUAUUUAUGGACUUCAUGGGUAAAUAUAUGUUUGCAUCAGAUUCUGAACGCAGUAUUGCAAGAAUGGUGUGGGAAAGAACAUGCCUGGACCGCUAUCCUGAUCAUUUAAAAAAUGCAAGAAGAGUGGCCUUACGGCAUGUGAACUCAAAAUACUUGGUCGAUACGAAGGGCCAUGGGCCCAAAGGGCUGAAGCCAGAAGUAUGGGAUGGUUUAGUCGAUAUUUGGUUGAAACCAGAGUGGACGAAGAGGUCUGAUGCUAAUCGAUGUAAUAGAGCUUCCAAACCUGAUUCAGUAUUGCACACAGGAGGCUCUAUAAGCUUUACUGAACAUAAGAAGAGGCUGGAGGAAGAGUUGAAGCAAGGAGUUUCAUAUAGAGAUGUUUACGCCCAUGUUCAUAAAAGGAAAGAUGGUGAAUAUGUCUCUCGGCGUUCAGAGAAAUUUAUUGAGUUAUAUGACACCAUAAUGUUGGAAAAGUAUGGAGAAGACUCUUCCAAUCAUCCAGUGUUUGAUUCGAAAGUUUGGGCAGAGGUGUCAGGUAUGAAUAAAAAGAAGAGGCGAGCUUAUGAAGGUCGUAGCUUCGAUGUUGACACUCCUGGACCUAUGCCUAUCUCAUAUCCACAUGACAUUGGUCCCUCGCGCACUGCAGCUCCAACACCAACUGAAGAAUAUAUUAAGGAGGCUGUAAAUACAGCGAUGGCUUCUUUUGUGCAAACACAAUUGGCACCUAUGUUGCAGCCCAUCCUAUCUAUGAUCGGCGGCUCCAUACGACAAGCAUUAUCGCAAGGUAGAGUAGUUGACAGAGAUACUGAGGAUGAAUGAUAAUGAUUUUAUGGUUGGGGUAGAUACAUUAUGAUCGGUUCCUCCUGUUUUGUGGCCGCCGCAAUUUUGGUUGACUGGUUUGGGAAGAACAAUCAACUGCUUCUACAGGGACUGUGGACAUUGAUUGUCUGUGUUGUUAGUUUAAGGCUGAUACAUUGAUUACUCAUGUAUUUUACAUAUAAAUUUAUUAGCAGCUACCAAAUUUAUCUAUUAUUUAUAUGCAUGUGUGAAAUGCAAGAGUUGCACUCGAUUCAUUUUGACAA
This is a messenger RNA of Lathyrus oleraceus (garden pea), 3668 nucleotides long. RefSeq lists its product as uncharacterized. The transcript has 14 exons. The record is from RefSeq and is a predicted model, not a curated record. Bases 340 to 3405 code for a protein of 1021 amino acids. NCBI's taxonomy places the organism in Eukaryota, Viridiplantae, Streptophyta, Magnoliopsida, Fabales, Fabaceae.